GCGCGGUGGGGCGGGCACGGCCGCGGUGCCUAUAAAAGGAGGGGGCGGCCGUGCCGCCGCCGGCUGUGCGGUGCCGUGGGUUGGUUUGUUGCCCCCGUGUCGAUCGAGAUUUGUCAACAUGAACGUGUGUCUGACCAUCCUGUCCCUGUGCUUGGGGCUGGCCUUUGCUGCACCGAGAUUAGAUCCCGAUUUGGACAGCCACUGGCAGCUGUGGAAGUCCUGGCACAGUAAAGAUUAUCAUGAGAGAGAGGAAAGCUGGAGGAGAGUGGUGUGGGAGAAGAAUCUGAAAAUGAUUGAACUCCAUAACCUGGAUCACUCAUUAGGAAAACACAGUUAUAAGUUGGGGAUGAAUCAGUUUGGUGACAUGACGACGGAGGAGUUCAGACAGCUGAUGAAUGGCUAUAUACACAAGAAGUCAGAAAGGAAAUACAGAGGAUCCCAGUUUCUUGAGCCCAGUUUCCUUGAAGCACCACGAUCUGUAGACUGGAGAGAGAAGGGAUAUGUAACUCCAGUUAAAGAUCAGGGUCAGUGUGGCUCUUGCUGGGCUUUCAGCACAACAGGAGCUCUUGAAGGCCAGCACUUCAGAAAAACUGGGAAACUUGUUUCGCUCAGUGAACAGAAUCUUGUGGACUGCUCCCGCCCAGAAGGAAAUCAAGGCUGCAAUGGUGGUCUCAUGGACCAGGCCUUCCAGUAUGUACAAGAUAAUGGGGGAAUUGAUUCAGAGGAAUCCUACCCAUACACUGCAAAGGAUGAUGAAGAUUGUCGCUACAAGGCAGAGUACAAUGCUGCUAAUGAUACUGGCUUUGUUGACAUCCCUCAAGGACAUGAAAGAGCUCUCAUGAAAGCAGUAGCAGCUGUGGGUCCAGUAUCUGUUGCUAUUGAUGCUGGCCACUCUUCAUUCCAGUUUUAUCAGUCAGGUAUCUACUAUGAACCAGACUGUAGCAGUGAAGACUUGGACCAUGGUGUUCUGGUUGUAGGAUAUGGUUUUGAAGGUGAAGAUGUAGAUGGAAAGAAAUACUGGAUUGUUAAGAACAGCUGGGGUGAGAAGUGGGGUGACAAAGGAUAUAUCUACAUGGCCAAAGACAGGAAGAACCACUGUGGAAUCGCAACAGCUGCUAGUUAUCCACUUGUAUAAUUUGAAGACUGGACAUUUCAGUGCAAAAGGGG
Molecule: messenger RNA, 1167 nt
Organism: Phasianus colchicus (ring-necked pheasant)
Lineage: Eukaryota; Metazoa; Chordata; Aves; Galliformes; Phasianidae
Gene: CTSL
Product: cathepsin L
Biological process (GO): proteolysis
Molecular function (GO): cysteine-type peptidase activity
Source: RefSeq, a predicted model, not a curated record